GCGCAGGACCUGAGGGACAUUCAGGACAUCGUCGAGACCAUCGAGUUGCUCAAGGAACGUCGCGACAUGACGGUGCAGGAGAUCCGGCUGGUGCUGAUGAUCGAGGACCCGCGCGAGAGUGAGCGGCGGCGGCAGAUGGGCAUCGAGAAUGAGAGCGGGUGCUCGCGCGACGAGAUCGCCGAUGCGUUCCGCGAGGUGUGUGAGGACCGCGUACCAGCGGACCGCAUGGCUCUGCGCAAGCUGGCGCAGGACAUGCGCGACUGGCCACGCCUGCGGGAGGAGCCAGGCGUGGAGGAGGAGGCAGAGGGAUCUGGAGGGCAGCGCAAGUCGCACCCCGCCAUCAUGUGCGAAAGCCAAGCUCACGACUCGCGCAAUCGUGUCCCUCCUGGCAUGAGAUGGUUUUUCCAGAACUGUGCUGUGUCCCGUCUUUGUCUCGUCGCCACCAUCUUCCACUGCGCCUCCCAAGAGUGGCAGCACGAAACACGUUCCGUUUGUUGUUACCCGUAG
This is a messenger RNA of Closterium sp. Yama58-4, 507 nucleotides long. The record is from the annotation of a GenBank genome assembly. Lineage: Eukaryota; Viridiplantae; Streptophyta; Zygnematophyceae; Desmidiales; Closteriaceae.